AUAACACUUCAUCCAGAAUCACAGAUGUUAUAUUGUCCGGUAUUAAAAGUAGGUUCGACAUUUUGGAGGCGAGUUCUAUACGCUCUGGAUACUAAUACGCCAAUCCACACACCUUACGAUAUUCCUAUACAAAAAGCAUUAUCAGCCAAACACGCAAAUUUAUUCUCCGAGCUAAAAACAAACAAAGUUCGAACUGAACAUUUUCUAGAAAAUGAAUCGUUAAAAAUGAUGUUUGUUCGCGAGCCUUUUACCAGAUUAAUUUCCGGAUACAUCGACAAAAUUUUCGCUCCAAAUCCGUACUUCUGGUCAGUGAUAGGAAAAUAUAUCAUCCGUAAUUUCCGUGUAAAUGCCACGGAGAAAAGCAAAAAAUGCGGCCACGAUGUGACGUUUCCAGAGUUCAUAAAAUAUGUGAUUCAUUCUGAAGCAACCAAUAACACAGCUAGAGACGCCCAUUUUACUCCAAUAUACGAUCAGUGUAAACCUUGUGAAAUCAAAUACAAUGUCGUAGGCAAAAUGGAGAGCUUUUUAAACGAUACUACAUUUAUAAUGAAUAACAUUGGCUUUAAUAUCACCUUACUACAUGCACGCAACCAUUCAAAACAUAACAAAAAACAGCAGAAACUUGAAGCGUUAACGGACGCAUUUAAUCAAAUAUCUUCGGAGGAUAAACUUAAACUCAGAAAACUGUUUUUGCCAGAUUUCAAAUUAUUUGACUAUGAGUCCACACCAGCAUAUAUA
Messenger RNA from Lottia gigantea (owl limpet), 738 nucleotides. RefSeq lists its product as hypothetical. Gene Ontology annotation, molecular function: sulfotransferase activity. The record is from RefSeq and is a predicted model, not a curated record. The annotation marks the transcript as partial. The transcript is spliced from 2 exons. Gene Ontology annotation, biological process: carbohydrate biosynthetic process. Gene Ontology annotation, cellular component: membrane. Lineage: Eukaryota; Metazoa; Mollusca; Gastropoda; Lottiidae.